Molecule: messenger RNA, 5003 nt
Organism: Ictalurus punctatus (channel catfish)
Lineage: Eukaryota; Metazoa; Chordata; Actinopteri; Siluriformes; Ictaluridae
Gene: adgrg6
Product: adhesion G protein-coupled receptor G6
Exons: 30
Coding region: 476-4378 (1300 amino acids)
Biological process (GO): heart trabecula formation; myelination in peripheral nervous system; cell surface receptor signaling pathway
Cellular component (GO): membrane
Molecular function (GO): laminin binding; G protein-coupled receptor activity
Source: RefSeq, a predicted model, not a curated record
GGAGAGUGAAAGAGAGAGAAGGAAAGAGGGGGAGAGAGGGGGGUGAAGAAGAGAGAGAGCGAGAGAGAGGGAGAGAGAGACACACAGACAGAGAGAGAAGGAAAGAGGGGGGGUGUGUGUGAAGAAGGGAGAGACAGGGAGUGAAGCAGAGAGGGAGAGAAAGAGAGAGAGAGAGAGAGCGAGGCGGAGCUGUGUGUAGAUCUUCCUCCAGUGGAUCACUAACUCAGUUCUGUGUAAACUUACAUCUCCAUGAGCUUUUUCUUCUUCUUCACGCGCGCUUGCUGCUCCGAUGGCAAUGUGAUCUUUCUGUAAUAUUCUUUAGUAGCAUAUUUUGAUAAUUUUGGAGGUUGCGCAUGGAGGGAAGCCCAGAGCUGCGGGAACACACACACUUCACCUCGGUAACGUGUUAAAGUGGAAGCUGCGUGUGAAGUCACAGGAAGAAUGAGAGUCCGGAGAGACGAGCUUCAAUGAAAUAAUGGUUUCCUACAUUAGUGGACGAUGGUGGAGAUGGAAGUUCUGGAACGUUCUCCAAGUCGCAGUGUUUCUGACCUGCAUUGCGAGAACAGAAGUGCUGAGCUGCCAGGGCGAGUGUGAUGAAAUGCUCACAGCAUCCAGUGGAAUCUUUACGUCGCCGUGCUACCCAAACGACUACCCUUCUAGACAGGCAUGUACAUGGACACUGCAGGCUCCUGCCGGCUUUGUCCUGCAACUCACUUUCCUUGACUUCGAGCUCGAGGAGGCACAAGGCUGCAUCUAUGACAGCGUCAUUGUCAACACUGGCACGAGCAGCGUUAAGUUUUGUGGCCUGACAGCCAACGGACUCACACUCAACUCCAGCACCAAUGUCAUGGAGGUGUCCUUUCAUUCUGAUUUUAGUGUCCAGAAGAAAGGCUUCAAUAUCAGUUACAGGCAAGUUGCAGUAGCUCUGAGAAACCAGAAGGUCACAUUGCCUCAGAACCAGAAGGACGUGGUGCAGGUGUCCAGCUCAGUGUCCAUCCCGGCGCUGAGUCAGUUCACAGCAUGCUUUGAGAUUGCCGGUCAAUCGUCGACAGGAUCAGGGAUCAUCUUCUCUUACACAGGAAAAGACCCCUACUUGACCUUCGGCCACAACGGCAACAGUGUGGACCUGAUCAUCGGCAAUGUCACGUGUCCAGUCAGCGAUUUGGUGACAUUAGCUGACAUUACGUCCAUUAUGCAGCUGUUCUGCAUCACGUGGUCCAACACGAACGGUGUCAUAGCUGUGUACUUCAAAGGCAACUACAAAUUUAAAACCUGCUCUAACUCCAUUGGCAUGAGAACGGAAAUCGGAGGCUCCUUUGAACUAGGCAGGGGAAAAAAGCAGGGCCAAAACUUCAAUUGCCUCAUCUACAACUUCCGUCUGUGGAGUUCAGCCAUGACCUUCUCUGAGCUUUCUUCCCUGACCUGCGAUGCUGUGGGAAACGUGGUGGACUGGAACAACAGCUUCUGGGACAUCCCGGCCUCGUACGCUCAAACGGACUCCAGUCUCAGCUGCAUCUGUUACCCACAGUGUGCACAUUUAACAACAACACUUUCAUCCAUUGGUACCGCCGUGCCAGCUACCACUUCCCAAACCACCAGCUGUUUGUCCUCGGGAGUGGGCUGCCCAGCAUCUCUAACUACUACCACCUCAUCCAUUGUCAACACUAACACGAUUCCUACUAAUGCAAGAACCAACGAUCUUCCUAUAACCACUUCAUACACGACCACUCCUAGCAUUUCUUUAACUACAACCUCUGUUAUAACUACUUCAUCUGCUACAGCUUUUUCUCCAACAACCACCAGCAUACCUACUGCUGCUGCUACUAACCCACUAUCCAUCCAUGCAAGCAAUGAGUUUACCUACUACAGGAUUUCUUUAUUAGUAUCAGAUGACCUACCCAUCACAGAUGACUUCAUAACACAAUGGUUGAACCAAACAUUCCAGGACUGGAACCACACUAUUUAUGUAUCUAAUGUCAGCAUUUUACCUGGCACUGACUCCUCCAUUACUACAAGCAGGAGAUACACUUAUAAGGCCGUUCUGGUGUACAAAAACACUACAGGCAAACUUCUAACAGAUGCUGACAUCAAGAACAGGCUGAAGAGUGUUUCUACAGCCAGCUUUACAUUAGAUAAUAUCGCCGUAAACGCAGUCGAAAACUGUCUGGCGGAGGAGACUCCACUGCAUUAUAAAUGGCCAGAGAGCAGACCAUCAGUCACUCUUUUCAUCCCCUGCUUCCCUUACAAAGAACAGAAUGCAUCUAGAACAUGCAUGAUCAGCCCAGAAAAUUAUUCAUCAUUUUGGGACCAGCCAGACCUCAUGAACUGCAAAGACAUAGAAGACAUUGAAGUUUCACAAGAAAAUGCUGCAGAGGUAGCUGUUCAACUUGCCGACAUCACAAACAAUGAGCUUUCCACUGUGGAGCUGUCAAAGGUUGUUACCGUGGUGACGAAGCUGGUGAAUGUGGCCCGAAUUAAUGUCAGUUUGGCUUCCACUGUGGUCACCAUCAUUUCCAACGUGAUGAUCAGCUCCGAGUCCGUACAGCUGGCUGCCUCAGAAAUGGCACUGAAAACCAUGGAUAUGCUUGUGCAGAAGAUUGAGUUUGAUGGUCCUUCCCUGACCAUCACAUCCAAGAACCUGGCAGUGGGAAUCUCAGCUAUCAACAGCAGCAGUUUUAGUGGAGCCAAUUUCAGUGCCUCUAUGGCUCAAAAUUCCUCGGACCCUCAGAUUGAUUUUGAGUCAGAGGUCCAUAACUCCUUAGCUAGUGUCUUACUACCGGCCACUUUGCUUCAUAACCUGAGUGAGGCUGAUGUUGAGAUCAUUUCCAGAAUUCACUUCAUGUUCUUCAGCAAAACAGGGCUUUUCCAGCAUUUUGGAUCAUUAAUGGACCAGCAGAACAAUGGCCUGGCCUUGAACAGUUAUGUGGUGGCCAGCAGUGUGGGAAACAUUUCCAUCAGUAAUCUUAAAGACCCCGUGCAAAUAGAGAUUGCUCAUCUGCAGCAUCAGUGGAAUCCAAAUCGAUUGUGUGUGUUUUGGGAUUUCAGCAUCGAGAAUGGCAGUGGAGGAUGGAACAGUGAGGGAUGUCAGGUCAGCCCAGAAUCCAACAGCAACAAAACAGUCUGCCUGUGUAACCACUUAACACAUUUUGGCGUUCUGAUGGACCUGAGUGGAGCUGCAGCACAUAUCGAUGCAAGGAACACCAAGAUUCUCACGUUUAUCACCUACAUUGGUUGUGGCAUUUCAGCGAUCUUUUCAGCUGUAACAAUCCUAACUUAUGUCGCCUUUGAGAAAUUGCGGCGAGAUUACCCGUCCAAGAUCCUGAUGAACCUGAGUACCUCGCUACUUUUCCUCAACAUGACGUUCCUCCUGGACAGCUGGUUGGCUUCCUAUGAUAUGCAGGGUCUGUGUAUGGCUGUGGCUGCCUUCCUGCACUUUUUCCUGCUUACCUCAUUCACCUGGAUGGGCCUUGAGUCCAUCCACAUGUAUAUUGCCCUAGUCAAGGUCUUCAACACCUACAUCCGGAGGUACAUCCUCAAGUUCUGCAUUGUCGGAUGGGGGCUUCCAGCUGUAAUUGUAGCCCUUGUGGUGGCUGUUGAUAAAAAUUCCUAUGGAAAGGAGUUUUAUGGACAAGGAGAAAAUGGCGAAGGAUUCUGCUGGAUUCAGAGCAAGGUUGUGUUCUACGUGACAUGCGUGGCCUACUUUUGCAUCAUCUUCGUAUUGAACGUGGCCAUGUUUAUUGUGGUGAUGAUGCAGAUCUGUGGCAGGAACGGAAAGCGCAACAACCGCACGCUUCAGGAGGAGGUGCUGCGUAACCUUCGCAGUGUCAUCAGUCUCACCUUCCUGCUCGGCAUGACCUGGGGCUUUGCCUUCUUCGCGUGGGGCCCUGUCAAUGUGGCCUUCAUGUACCUUUUCUCCAUUUUCAACUCUCUGCAAGGGUUAUUCAUCUUUAUAUUCCAUUGUGCUCUGAAAGAAAAUGUGCAGAAGCAAUGGAGAAGAUAUUUAUGCUGUGGAAAGUUACGCUUGGCAGACAAUUCAGAUUGGAGCAAGACUGCCACAAACAACACCAAGAAGGUGAGCUCCGAUAAUAUAGGGAAGUCACUGUCCUCCAGCUCAUUCGGGUCCACCACAGUCAACUGGACAUCCAAGGCUAGGGUCACAUUAAACCCUUUUGCAAAGCGACACAGCAGUUCAGGUAAACCGUAUUCAAACCAGGCCAACCAGAAGUGCAGCACUUCUGAUUCAGAUGCCUCCACUUCUUCCAUUCUGCCUGUUCACCAAGUUCUGGACAAGGUGAAAGGCUACUGUUCUGUGCGCUCUGACAACUUCUACAAAAACAUCAUCUUGUCCGACAGCUUUAGCCACAGCACUAAAUUUUAGAUGGAGAGAGAAAGGACACUGGGCAAUGACUUAUGUCAGAUCAGCAGAAUGCUAGGCACGUGUGUAUACUGUAUCAUAUUGAGUUAACCAACCAGAAAUGGCGUAGAGAAAUCCUUUAAAAAGGUCAAGAAGGAGUGUGUUUUACAUACUGUGAUGUUCAAACUGACUUUUUUGUGUUUUGUAAAUAUCCAUGGUAUAUUUAACUGUGUUUUUUUUCUUUGAACAUUGAUUUUAAUAUUGCAUUUGAGUCCGCUUUUUGUACAUACAUAGCAAUGUUCAUUUAUUUAUACUUCUGCUUCAUUGGAAAUAAAAAUGUGUGACUAUUUUUUGUCUCCAAAGAUCUGUAACAUGAGGGAUGCACAGUUACCGAUUUGUUUGUGCCUGAAAGGAACAAGUUGAUUGAAAGCAUAUUCUAUACGCUAAUUCUGUUCUAUUUGACAGUUUUCUUUCAUUAACAUAAGACGCCAAGUAACUUUCCCACUGUAUUACUACCACCUAUAUCUUGUAUAUUUUGCCAGUGUUUGUAAAUGUUUAAGGGUUUUUUUUUGUAUCUUUUUAUUUAUACUUCUGCUUCAUUGGAAAUAAAAAUGCAGGACGAUCUUGUCCCCAAAGAUUUAUAAUAUGA